UUUUUUUAUAAAAAUGAUGAAUUUAAAACCACCCAAAAGUUAGAUUGAUAGUGCAUCUGAUACUGGUAGUGUUAACAAAAUAAGUGACAAAUAAAAGAUAAAUACUUUGAAAAAGGCAGUGAUAGAUUUGAGAGAAGAGAAAUCUCAAUUAACAAAAUAGAUUACAGAUUUAACUUAAAAAAAUAAUUAGUUAAUUAAAGAGAAAGAAGAUUUAGUAUGAUUGAAAUAAAUAAUGUAGGAAGAGAAGCAUUAAUCCAUGAUGAGAGAUUUAUAACGUUAAAUAACUGUUGUAAUAAUGAACAAUAUAAAUUUAGAAUUAAUUCAGUUAAAUACAAUCUUCUUCAUCUUAAGCAGAAUUAAUUAAUAAUUAAGGUGAUUAAUCUAAAUAAGUAUUUAAAUUGAAACAGUAAUUAUUGUAUAUAUAUUGCAAGAGAAUUAGAGUAAACCAUAGCUCAUAAUGAAGCUCGAUUUACUAUUUUAUAGACUGCUUAUAAAGAGAUGGAAAGAGAUUUAAAAAACAAAGAAAUUUCAAAUUAAAAAUUGAUAAAGGAAGUUGAAGAGAAGACUUAAUUAAAUAACUAACUUAAAAAGAACAUUGAAGACAUUGAAAGAGAUUUGUAUAACAAAAUUAAAGAUUUAAAAGCUGAGAAGAUGGAAAUACAAUUAAAAUUAAAGACUUUAGAUAAAGAAAUGCAAUAGAAAGAUGAAGAAAUAAGAAUAUUGCAUAAAGGCUUAGAUGAUUCAAGAUUUACAGUAGCUUAAUUGUAAGGUGAACUUGAAGAAAGUAGAGGCAAAUUUAUAUAAUAUAAGCUUAUAUUACACAAUUAAUUUUUGGAUAUAGAUUGUCUAUUUAUUUUAAGAUAAAAUCUAUUUAAUGAUUAUGUCUUUGAGUUAGAAACAGCAGCAUAAAAAUUUUAAUAUAAGGCAAGUGAGAUUACAGAUUUGAAAAUUAAAGAUGAAACUUCAUUUUACUUAUCUGUUAAGUCAAGAAGUAAAGAAGAAGUUUUUAGCAUUAUGCCUAAUUAGGAUUUAAAGAAGAUAUGUAAAUCAAUUAAGUAUUUAUAUAAAUAAAUCUAUUAAUUUAGAAAUUUUCUGAUAAAGGCUUAACAAUAUUAAAUUAAUUAGUAACAUGCUUAAGUGCAAAGUCCUAAAAAUAAUGGCCUUUUGGGAGGAUUGAUGUCAAUUUUUGGAAAUACAUCAUCAAAAAAUGGAAGCAAUACAAAUAGUGAUGCAAAACAAAAAUGAUAUUUUUAUAAUCUAACAUAUU
Paramecium sonneborni is the source of this 1267-nucleotide messenger RNA. NCBI's taxonomy places the organism in Eukaryota, Ciliophora, Oligohymenophorea, Peniculida, Parameciidae. The record is from the annotation of a GenBank genome assembly.